AAAUCUUUGGAGUAUCUUUUCAUGCAUUACCACAAUCACUUGUGCCAGAAUAUGGAAGUAUUCCGAGCUUUCUUGUUGAUGCUUGUGAGUAUUUAGAAGAACAUAUUCAUACUGAAGGACUCUUCAGGAAGUCUGGAUCUCUUGUUCGCUUAAAAGCAUUAAAGAGUAAACUGGAUCAAGGUGAAAACUGCCUCUCAGCUGCAUUGCCGUAUGAUGUUGCAGGGCUUCUUAAACAGUUCUUUAGAGAGCUGCCAGAACCCAUCCUUCCAGUUCAUCUGCAGGAAGGUCUUUUCAAAGCUCAGCAGCUAGGAAAUGAGAAGAAAACUGCCACUGUGCUGCUUUCAUGUUUAAUGGCUGACAGAACAAUUGAAGCUUUGCGAUACUUUUUCAACUUUCUGAGAACUGUGUCCCUAAGAUCUAAUGAAAACAGAAUGGAUAGCAGUAAUCUGGCAGUGAUAUUUGCUCCCAACCUCUUGCACUCAAGUGAAAAUGAAAAGAUGACAGCCAAUACAGAAAAAAGAAUUCGCUUGCAGGCUGCUGUUGUGCAAACACUUAUUGAUCAUGCAGCAGAAAUUGGACAAGUACCAGAAUUUAUCUUGGAAAAGAUUCCUGCAAUGUUAGGUAUUGAUGCCCUUGAAUCUACGCCCUCACUGAGGGGCCACGAAGACAGUGAAAGUGAAUCUCCCAGUGAAUGUAAAAGGAGGAGACAACGAAGCGUUGGGGAUUUUGUUAGUGGAGCAUUGAAUAAAUUUAAAUCUAACAGAACACCCUCCACUACCCCCCAGCAAGACAAAAGUGUCUUUUCGUCAGUGACUCCAGUGGUUCUUACUCCAAGUACCAAGCGUAAACUUCCAACUGAUUGCUCUCAGGGCUUGUCUAGCAAGAAAAGACGAUCUUUUAAGCAUAGUUUUGCUUUUGAGUUGUUACCAAGUAGCAUUUUUAACAGCAGCUCAACACCAGCAUCAGUUCAGUUUGAUGCAAGCCCUUGUGUGUCUCUCGAGUCAUCUCAAAACUCACUAUCUCCUUCAACUGGUGGUGAAAAUCAUUUGUUCAGUACAGGAAACAGAGGAAUUAAAAGACGUACAAGUAAAAAGUUAUACAGGGUUGAAUCAGGAAAAACGGGUUGCUUUUCUCCAAAGGUUAGCCGAAAAGAAAUGGUUCGUAGGUCAUUACGCUUGAAGUUUGGUUUGGGGAAAAGCAAUAGAGACAUAAAUACCGUAUCAGGAUGUGCAGUUGGUAACAGAGCUGAAAAUAUUGGAAGGCGUCUUGCAGGCCAGCAAGAUUUGGAAAGCAGAACUGAAUGUGCAAAAAGAGGUGUACUCUUCAGCCCAUGUAUCGGUGAGAAAUUCCCUAAAAAAGGUUCAAAGAACGUGAGCAAGUCAGAAGAGAACUUGUUAACUCCAAAAUGUCACGAUAAAGUAGUUUACCGAAUGUCAUGGAAUAGUCCUAAUGUUACGGAUUCCCAGGAGAUCAGCAGCAAUGAGGGAAGUCUGCCAGGACACGCUGAAGCAGGAGUUGGUUCUUUGGAAUCUGUUUUCAUAGUUGGAAAGCCACCAGUUGUUCCAGAUGAGUUCAGAUCCACAACUGUAAACAAGCAAGACAGCAGCUUAAAGCUUUUGCUAUGUGAGGAAGAAAGUAAUUUAACUACAGAAACAUUACUCAAAGUUAAGAAAGCCUUUUCUGCAUCUGGAAGUAAUCUUUACAAUGUGAUAAAUGAUACAAAGUCAUCUUUCUCAGGUGUUGAAGAAGAAACAUUAAAUGAAACUCUGUGUCUCACAGGGCUCAGUCCAGAGAAAGAAAGGUUAGCUGAAACUUCUGGAGGUCUAGCGAAUACAGAAUCCAGACAGCUGUUUCACCAAUUUAAUCAAUCUUAUGCUAUCGAUAAACAAAAAUCAAAAAAAGAUGACACUAAAGUUCUGGAGAAAAACUUCCAAAGUUCUAUUGAGAUUGAACUUCAGGUCCAGAAACCAGACAUGAAAAAUGUAGUAGAACUUACUGUGCCUCAAGUAAUGGCCAGGGAGGAUGAGCUGACUUUUCAGAACAGUUUGUUAAAAGAUGACUUAAACAAAUGUGAUCCCUUUGGGAAAAAAGAGGAAAUAAAAUUAACACACACUGAAACAGCUGAAAACUGUAUGGUAAAACACUGUAAUUUGGAAGAAGAUACUACUAAACCUUCUGGGGUGGGACAGGUUCCCACUUCACAGCUGCCUAAAUCAGGAAAUGAACUAGGCAACCAGUACUUGCAAGCUGAAAAUUCUGAUAAAAUUUUAAUUAAAACAUCAACCGUUUCUGAUCAUGGAAAGGUUUCUGACCACAUACAUUGGUUCAACAAGCUUUCAUUAAAUGAUCCAAGUUCUGCAAGCAAAACUAAACCGCCUCUUAAAUUUCAACGUACUCCUGUUCGACAGUCUGUAAGAAGAAUAAACUCCUUGCUGGAAGCUAACAGACGAUCUGUAAGCUGUCAGCUAGUCCAAGCUACUGAUGUUGGUUCACCACUUGUUAAAUCUUUGAGCUACGAUUCUGCACUGUCUUCCUGCACAGAAAAGCCCUCAAAGAAUUCAACAGCUUUAUCACUCAAGAGUGAAAGUUCACAUGACCAAGUUUCUACAUCUCAUAAACAGCUGGACUUAACAUCGAAAUCGUGUUGCAGACGGUUAAAUCCAUUAGAGAAGCCUGAUGUUUCUGUAAGGACUACUGGAGUCUACAAACAGAAAGUGACUGUUAAUCCAUCAAAGUCUGUUUUAGAAGACCUAACCAAUCAUGAAACAGUGAAAUCUAGUUUAAAAGUCAAUGCAGGUGCAAAUAUUCCAGGUGCUGUGCCAGAAAAAUGUACUAUCACAAAAAAUCCUCUGGGAAAAGAAAAGAUUCGUUAUAGAGGCUCUCCAAAGAAUCCAAUAUCUAAAGUGAAACUCCUACCAACCACAAAACCAGUAGAUUUAUAGGAUUAAAUAGGAUGUCUAAAUGGGCUAAUUAGAACUGUUAACCUUUGGGAAAACUAAAUUUGUAUUUUUUAAGCUUUAAUUAUUUGAAAUUUUUUAAUUACAAGUCAUGGGCUUGCAGAAGUUGCUAUAUCUCUGUUUUAUGUUGAUUUUUUUUCAUUUUCCGAAGCUUUUUUUAUAGUUGCUAGCCUUUCAUCCAAAUGGUUUUGACUUAAAAAACAAAAUCUGGUUUUACAAAUGUUAGCAUUAUAGCUCAUACUUGAUCAUCUAAGAAUCUGUCAGAUAGCUUCUAAAAGCGUGCUGCAUGUCCCAAAAUAAUUCUUGCAGCAUUUAGACAAAAUAUCAUUUUAAAGAUUUUUUUCCCCUCAAACGUAAAACAAAAUCAACAAGACAUGUGAAAGAAAAUGCUUUAAUGCCAAAUAUUGGUGUAUUAAAUUUAUUUUCUUCCUAGUUUUAAGUGUGUAUUUUAGCACUGCCUUGAUAUUUAAGUUAGCCCUCACCCCAGCUCUACUUCUUCUGCGACCAUGACUUUUAUUUCUGUUGGAGUAAGGUGGGAGCACGUUUUCCUUUGAGUAGAUAAAUGAAUCAUAUUUUGCCGUGUGUGUACACAUAGUGGAAAACUAUUAGAACACAUGGAAAAUAAAUGUGCAGAUAAUUCAAGCAGUGAAAAACAAGUCUUAAAAGUUCCUCUGACAACUUAUGUUCUGCAACGUGUACCAAGUAUCUUUAGUUGUCAGCAGUAAGAUAUUUUGUCUUAAUAUGAAAAGCUGGUCUUAACUUAUUUUUAGAGUAAUAGAAUAGUGUUAGCUAGGUGGUGUAGAAGCAGAUUUUAGAUACUGAUUAUGUUGCAAGAGACAAAUGUAAAAAGCCAUACUGUCUUAAAAGUUGAUUUGCACAAGCAAAUGUUUACAUCUCUCAGAAUUAAAGUUGUUUGUCUAUCAUCAGUUCUAAAACUACUUAAGUGUAAACACUUGAAACUGUUCUUUAGCUUUCUGUGUGUACAGAUUGCUUGUUGGCAAAAUGUAAGAGCUGAAAGCACUGGAUGCUCUUGGUUUUAAUAAAACCAUUG
Molecule: messenger RNA, 4008 nt
Organism: Struthio camelus australis
Lineage: Eukaryota; Metazoa; Chordata; Aves; Struthioniformes; Struthionidae
Source: RefSeq, a predicted model, not a curated record